UCAGCAAUAUACUAAUUCUGUUCAAGAAAUGUUGGCUCGACAAAACAAUCAAUUGCAACAGCAUGCAAAAAUAAUAAUGCAACAACAAAAUGAUAUCUGCAGUAUUAAGAAGACAUUGUCCAAUGAAAGAUCUAUUCUUGGUGAAAUUACUCGUAAAAGUUUAUUGAGUCCUACCUCCCUGAAACUGUAUUUUAAAGUUGUUAAAAUGAAGCGAGAGAAAAGACGGCUAAAGAGACUACUGAGAAAAACUGAUUCAAAGAGAAAUAUUGGUACUAAGAGAAAUACUGAUACUAAGAGAAAUACUGAUUCAACGUUACAGAUUAGACAGAAUUUUAUUAAUAUGCUCCAAAGAAACAAUGAUGUACCAUCACAGGAAACAAGAUAAAGUAAUUGGAUUUGAAGACUGGGGGAUUCAAAGAACUAGAAAAUUUGCUGAUCAUGUUAUUGUAUUUUACAUUCGAUGUCUCGCAUCUGGUAAUCACAUGCCUCUUGGAUAUGGAUUUUGUCAAAGUGCAACUCGAACUGUUCAAUUACUAAACUGUAUAAAACAGUGGUUAAUAGUCCUCAUUAACUGUGGUUUUAAACCAAAG
This is a messenger RNA of Cyphomyrmex costatus, 590 nucleotides long. RefSeq lists its product as uncharacterized. Lineage: Eukaryota; Metazoa; Arthropoda; Insecta; Hymenoptera; Formicidae. The record is from RefSeq and is a predicted model, not a curated record. Bases 29 to 385 code for a protein of 118 amino acids. The transcript is spliced from 2 exons.